Molecule: messenger RNA, 918 nt
Organism: Clonostachys solani
Lineage: Eukaryota; Fungi; Ascomycota; Sordariomycetes; Hypocreales; Bionectriaceae
Source: the annotation of a GenBank genome assembly
AUGAAGUUCAUACUAUCAUUAGUUGGACUCACAGCCCUGGCGGCUGCGGCGCCAUCCAACAUCCGCGAUAUCGAGCCGACAAGGACUCUGGAGAAGCGAGCUACGACUCUGUGCGGUCAGUGGGACUCGGUUGAAACCGGCGGCUACACCAUUUACAACAACCUCUGGGGAAAGGACAGCGGAAGCGGCUCUCAGUGUCUUACCGUUGACGGGAUUAGCAAUAGUCUGUUGAAGUGGUCUACAACCUGCGCGUCUGCUGUUCGAGUCUCAACCAUUUCUUCUAUCCCCUCCAAAUGGCAGUGGACUUACAGCGGAUCCGGAGUCGUGGCCAACGUUGCCUACGAUCUUUUUUCCAACGCUGACUGUGGAACCACCCCUGAAUUCGAGAUUAUGAUCUGGCUGAGCGCUAUAGGAGGUGCCGGUCCCAUUAGUGCUACCGGCUCAGCCAUCGCCACCGUCACUAUUUCCGGAGCAUCAUGGAAGCUCUGGAAGGGCACAAAUAGUCAGAUGACCGUAUUUAGCUUUGUCGCCGAAUCUGCGCAGAACAACUUCAGCGGUGACUUGAACGACUUUAUCAAGUACCUCACGCAGUCACAGGGAUACUCUGGCUCUCAGUGUCUCUACUCGAUCGGCGCUGGCACCGAGCCCUUUGUAGGUAGCGAUACCCAGUUCACAACCACCGGAUACAGCGUGUCCCUCUCUGCUGGCUCCUCCGGCAGUGACGAAGGAAGCAGUGGGGAUAGCGACAGCGGUAGUCAAACGACAACAACUUCUGCUGCUCAGGCCCAGCCUACUGCUACUGGCACAAAUUGUGCCGGAAUUUGGGGCCAGUGUGGUGGUGAGGGCUGGACCGGAGCCACUUGCUGCAGUCAGGGAACUUGCACCUCCUCAAACCAGUGGUACUCCCAGUGCAUCUAG